GGAUUACCUGCAAGUCGCGUGAGGUAUAGAGUAGACGAUGUCCAGUUUCCUUACCCUGCCAGUAUUUUUGAUGUGGAAGAAGAUUCUGGAAGAGUAAUAACUCGAGUCAAUCUCAAUGAAGAACCAACAACAAUUUUUAAGUUGGUGGUCGUUGCUUUUGACGAUGGUGAGCCUGUUUUGUCCAGCAGUGCCACAGUGAAAAUUCUUGUCCUACAUCCUGGAGAAAUCCCACGUUUCACACAAGAGGAGUAUAGACCUCCUCCAGUAAGUGAACUUGCAACCAGAGGGACCAUGGUUGGUGUAAUUUCUGCUGCAGCCAUCAAUCAAAGUAUUGUGUACUCCAUUGUUUCCGGAAAUGAAGAAGAUAAAUUUGGAAUUAAUAACAUCACAGGUGUUAUCUUUGUGAAUGCCCCACUGGAUUAUGAGACAAGGACGAGCUAUGUACUUCGAGUCCAAGCUGAUUCACUGGAAGUGGUCCUCGCCAAUCUCCGAGUUCCUUCAAAAAGUAAUACAGCAAAAGUGUACAUUGAGAUUCAGGAUGAAAAUGAUCAUCCCCCAGUGUUUCAGAAAAAAUUCUACAUUGGAGGUGUAUCUGAAGAUGCAAGAAUGUUUGCUUCUGUGCUCAGAGUGAAGGCUACUGACAAAGAUACUGGCAAUUAUAGUGCCAUGACGUACAGACUCAUAAUACCACCAAUUAAAGAGGGAAAAGAAGGAUUUGUGGUGGAAACAUACACAGGGCUGAUCAAAACUGCUAUGCUUUUCCAUAAUAUGAGGAGAUCUUACUUCAAGUUCCAAGUUAUUGCAACUGACGACUAUGGGAAGGGACUGAGUGGCAAAGCAGAUGUACUUGUCUCUGUGGUAAAUCAGCUGGAUAUGCAAGUCAUUGUUUCUAAUGUGCCCCCGACUCUAGUGGAAAAAAAAAUAGAAGAUCUUACAGAGAUUCUGGAUCGCUAUGUUCAGGAGCAAAUUCCCGGUGCCAAGGUUGUGGUGGAAUCCAUUGGCGCUCGCCGGCAUGGAGAUGCCUUUUCUCUAGAGGAUUAUACCAAAUGUGACUUGACUGUCUAUGCAAUUGACCCCCAAACCAACAGAGCCAUCGACAGAAAUGAGCUCUUUAAAUUUUUGGAUGGCAAACUGCUCGAUAUCAAUAAAGAUUUCCAGCCGUUUUAUGGGGAAGGAGGACGCAUUCUGGAGAUCCGGACUCCAGAGGCAGUGACCAGCAUUAAAAAGAGAGGAGAAAGUCUAGGGUACACAGAGGGAGCCUUGCUGGCUCUGGCCUUCAUCAUCAUCCUCUGCUGCAUUCCUGCCAUCUUGGUGGUUUUGGUGAGCUACAGACAAUUUAAAGUACGCCAGGCUGAGUGCACCAAGACAGCACGAAUUCAAGCCGCCUUGCCCGCAGCUAAACCAGCAGCGCCCACCCCCGCCCCAGUGGCAGCGCCCCCGCCACCGCCGCCGCCACCUCCGGGUGCGCAUCUCUAUGAAGAACUGGGAGACAGCUCGAUGCAUAAGUAUGAAAUGCCUCAAUAUGGAAGCCGCCGCCGAUUGCUACCACCAGCUGGACAAGAGGAAUAUGGUGAGGUGGUUGGUGAAGCUGAGGAGGAAUAUGAGGAGGAAAAGGAAAAGCCAAAGAAAAUUAUAAAGCCAAAAGUUGAAAUUAGAGAGCCUAGUGAGGAGGAAGAAGUAGUGGUAACUGUUGAAAAACCUCCACCCACUGAGCCUACGUACACAACAUGGAAGCGAGCCAGGAUAUUCCCAAUGAUUGUUAAGAAAGUUAGAGGACUAGCUGAUAAGAGAGGCAUCCCUGACCUUGAGGGGGAAGAGUGGCAGAGAGGCCUGGAGGAAGAAGAUAAAGACUAUUUGAAACUAACUCUGGACCAAGAUGAAGCCACAGAGAGCACCGUAGAAUCAGAGACAGAGUCCUCAAGCGACUAUACUGAAUACAGUGAAGAGGAGUCCGAGUUCAGUGAGUCUGAGACUACAGAAGAGGAAUCCGAGUCAGAGACACCUUCUGAGGAGGAGGAGAGUUCGACCCCUGAGUCAGAAGAAUCUGAAUCCACAGAGUCAGAGGGAGAAAAAGCAAGGAAAGACAUUGUGUUUGCAAGAAGAAGGCCCAUGGUUGAGGAGAUCAAGGAAGUCAAAGGUCGCAAAGAGGAGCCACCUGAAAAACAAGAAGAACCUAAGGUGGAAGAAGAGCACCCAGAAGGAGGACAGGCAGGUGAACCAGGGCCAGUGGAAGAACACAGAGACCUAGAAGUUCAAGACGUCCCUGAGGAGGGCAGUGCAGAAUCAGCUUCAGUGGAAGGUGGAGUGGAGAGUGAGGAGGAAUCAGAAUCCAGCAGCAGCAGCAGCAGCAGCAGCAGUAGUAGCAGUAGUGAAAGUCAGUCUGGAGGUCCAUGGGGCUUCCAGGUGCCAGAGUAUGACAGAAGCAAGAAUGUAAAGCAAAGGAAGUCUCCAGGAGUAAACUCUGAAGGUUACAACACAGCACUUUAA
Messenger RNA from Galeopterus variegatus (Sunda flying lemur), 2487 nucleotides. RefSeq names its product protocadherin-15-like. The transcript is spliced from 15 exons. Gene Ontology annotation, cellular component: plasma membrane; cell-cell junction. The record is from RefSeq and is a predicted model, not a curated record. Lineage: Eukaryota; Metazoa; Chordata; Mammalia; Dermoptera; Cynocephalidae. Gene Ontology annotation, molecular function: calcium ion binding. The annotation marks the transcript as partial. Gene Ontology annotation, biological process: homophilic cell-cell adhesion.